AUGAGAUCGUCGCCCCUCUGCUGCGCAAGAAGAUCCGAGCGCGGAGGAUUCAAUUUUUCGAGGAGGUGCACGCUUCUGGACAACUUUGUGGAUUUCGUGAGUUUUAUACGGAGACAGGUUACGUUUGACAUCCGUAGCUUGAUUGGAACCGACGUAGCCACGGUUCAUAUCCCACAUCGCGGACGACGCACAAUGAUGGCCCUUCGUGUCUGCUGCUUGUUUGUGGCGGUGCUAGUCCACAGUGUGCCUCUGCUGUCGAUGACAGCGUUAGCAGAGGAGCACUAUUUUUUAUUCACUGGAUGUAUGCUGUUUUCUUCCGUGAAGCGGGUCACGGUGAAGCCUGGUGAUACUGUCACGAUGCGAUGCCCGGGGGCGACAUCAACAACUCCCAAUGGCGUCACUACAUACACGUGCCAGGGGCCAGAUCCGGAGUGCACAGACGGGACCAGGGUUACAUAUCCAACGCUGUUCCCAAAGGCGCCGUCUGAUUUCCAGUUUUGGAGCGGGGGAGACACUCUCUCAACCACAGGAACUCUGCACAUUCCACCGGAAGCGGACGACGCGACGUUCAGCUACCGCUGGGACGCUCCAUCGGGCGGUAUGAAGGAACAUACCCGCCUUGUCAUCAGGGUCCGACAGCCCCCGAAAGAGGAAAGAGCUGCACCGAAUGUACCGCAUUCCGCACAUUCGAGCUUCAUGCCGAUGAUCUCUGCCGCUUUUGGAGCCCUUGGGGCCGGAGUCGCAAUCACGCAAACGAUAUGA
Molecule: messenger RNA, 762 nt
Organism: Besnoitia besnoiti
Lineage: Eukaryota; Apicomplexa; Conoidasida; Eucoccidiorida; Sarcocystidae
Product: SAG-related sequence SRS25
Exons: 1
Coding region: 1-762 (253 amino acids)
Source: RefSeq, a predicted model, not a curated record